Suncus etruscus (white-toothed pygmy shrew) is the source of this 3472-nucleotide messenger RNA. It is a transcript of the gene BZW1, whose product is annotated as basic leucine zipper and W2 domains 1. Gene Ontology annotation, cellular component: cytoplasm; membrane. The transcript is spliced from 12 exons. The record is from RefSeq and is a predicted model, not a curated record. Lineage: Eukaryota; Metazoa; Chordata; Mammalia; Eulipotyphla; Soricidae. Gene Ontology annotation, molecular function: protein binding. The coding region runs from base 141 to 1400 and encodes 419 amino acids.
CCUCCGUCCUCCUCCUCCCCGUCCCGCGCUAGUUCCGGUGGCACAGGAGGACCCCGCUGCUGUCGCCGUCACCGCCGCCGUCACCGUCAGCUCGGGCUUCCCUGGCUCUUUUCUCCUCGCCUUAAAUUCGGGUGUCUUUUAUGAAUAAUCAAAAGCAGCAAAAGCCAACGCUAUCAGGCCAGCGUUUUAAAACCAGAAAAAGAGAUGAAAAAGAGAGGUUUGACCCUACUCAGUUUCAAGACUGUAUUAUUCAAGGCUUAACUGAAACUGGUACUGAUUUGGAAGCAGUAGCAAAGUUUCUUGAUGCUUCUGGAGCAAAACUUGAUUACCGCCGAUAUGCAGAAACACUCUUUGACAUUCUGGUGGCUGGUGGAAUGCUGGCUCCAGGUGGUACACUGGCAGAUGACAUGAUGCGGACAGAUGUCUGUGUAUUUGCAGCACAAGAAGACUUAGAGACCAUGCAAGCAUUUGCUCAGGUUUUUAAUAAGUUAAUCAGGCGCUACAAAUACCUGGAGAAAGGAUUUGAAGAUGAAGUAAAAAAGUUGCUGCUGUUCUUGAAAGGGUUUUCAGAGUCGGAGAGAAACAAACUGGCUAUGUUAACUGGUGUUCUUCUGGCUAAUGGAACACUCAAUGCAUCCAUUCUCAAUAGCCUUUAUAAUGAGAAUUUGGUUAAAGAAGGGGUUUCAGCAGCUUUUGCUGUAAAGCUCUUUAAAUCAUGGAUUAAUGAAAAAGAUAUCAAUGCGGUGGCUGCAAGUCUUCGGAAAGUCAGCAUGGAUAAUAGACUCAUGGAACUUUUUCCUGCCAAUAAACAAAGUGUUGAACACUUCACAAAAUAUUUCACUGAGGCAGGCUUGAAAGAGCUCUCAGAAUAUGUUCGAAAUCAGCAAACCAUAGGAGCUCGUAAGGAACUUCAGAAAGAACUUCAAGAACAAAUGUCCCGUGGUGAUCCUUUUAAGGAUAUAAUUUUGUAUGUCAAGGAAGAGAUGAAAAAAAAUAACAUCCCAGAACCUGUUGUCAUUGGACUAGUCUGGUCCAGUGUGAUGAGCACUGUGGAAUGGAACAAAAAGGAGGAGCUUGUAGCAGAACAAGCCAUCAAGCACUUGAAGCAAUACAGCCCUCUACUUGCUGCCUUUACUACUCAAGGUCAGUCUGAGCUGACUCUGUUACUGAAGAUUCAGGAGUACUGCUAUGACAACAUUCAUUUCAUGAAAGCCUUUCAGAAAAUAGUGGUGCUUUUUUAUAAAGCUGAAGUCCUGAGUGAAGAGCCCAUCCUGAAGUGGUAUAAGGACGCACAUGUUGCAAAAGGGAAAAGUGUCUUCCUGGAACAGAUGAAAAAGUUUGUAGAGUGGCUCAAAAAUGCCGAAGAGGAAUCUGAGUCUGAAGCUGAAGAAGGUGACUGACUUGUGGAACUGCACCUCAUUAAAGCGAGCAGGAGUUGUAGAUAGUCAUGUCUCAUGUGUCCUGGUUCUUACAUCUUCCUACCUCCCUGUAUCAAGCAUGAUAUAAGGGCUUUCAUGGCAAAUUUUAUUUUAACUGUUUCUAUGGUUCCUGGAAAUGUUGGGUUUAGUUUCUAAAAACCAUGUUUUAAGUAGCUACAGGAGCUGUAGAUUUGAAUCCAAUGUUGCAUUUGUCUUUUCAGUUAUCUUCUACCUCCUGUAUUUUCUACUGUAAUAAUGUAAUUUAAGGCCUUCCACAGUGAACAGUUCACUUUAUUCCCUGGGUUUUCUAUAUAAAAGUUUUCAAGAUAUGAUUUGGUUAAAAGUAAUUUGUUAUAGAAAUUGUUUGCAAAUUAAACUGUAAAAGUAUCCAAAGUCUUAAAGGCAAUGAUUUGUGUAAAUUCGGAAUUCCCAAAGCCCUACUCAUCAGUGAAAAACUCAUGUACAACAGUUGAAUUCUUAAAUCUUAACUAUUUGGACCAUUGCUUGCAUGUUAAUAUUUUCUUGCCUUUUUAACCCCAGAUGCCCGUGAGCUCCAUUGUCCUCUUAGAGAAGUCCUGAGAACAGACUCGAAAGGGCAGCUUGGGAUCUUGGGGACGUUUUUUCAGCAAGUGGUGGGAAGGAAGAAAGUUGGCUCUUUCCCAUAGAUAUAACUUAUGCAUUCCAAAACAAGACAAAGCAAAUGGAUAUUAUUUUCGUACAGCUGUUUUCAAAAUGUCUUGUCAUUUUAUCCCACCUGUCAUACUCUUAGAUAAGAAAGGACUCAAAGUAGUGAGUAAAGACUGUACUAAACCCAGUAAAAAUUGUUGAAACUAUAAAGCAUGUUCUAAUUGGAGUUCAACUAUAACAGGUUUUCCUUUUGGCUUAAAGUAUUUGUCGUAAAGAAUGAAGUAUGGUGAUAAUGUUGCGUUUCCACUUUGUCACACUGGGUUGGCUUUAUUCUGAAUAUAAUCAAUAAUGACUUAGGUAUCUGGCUUUUAGUAUUCAAGUUGCCAUAUUUUUUAUUGCCAUGAGCCAGGUAUCUCAUCUGUACAGUUGAUCCAUUUAUUUUCAUGUCUGCCUUUAAUUUCUGUAUUUCUUUGCUGCUACCCAUGUAUAUGUAGCUUCUAGAAAAAAAAAUGUGGCCAUAAUUCGGCAUCUAGGAAAAUGUAUUAAAAGUAAAAAAAUUUAAGUUUGGUGAAAGCAUCAGCUUGGAAUAAUGCCACCAGCCGACUUAGUAGAAAUGCCCCUUUCAAAAGUGCCAUUGUUAAAAGCCAGGAGUUUGGUGUUUUAAAAAGUUUAUCUUAAGGGAGUAACAUGAAUAUAAUUUGAAUUAAAGGCAUAGUAACAUUAUGAAAGAGAAAAAUAAAAUGGAUACUAUUGUGAACUGAAUGAAAUUGUCAAAUGAAUAACUUUGAUAAAAGUUUUCUGCACAGGCAAAUGUAUUAACUAGGUUUCUACAUAGUGAUCUGCUUUUCCUUUGUAACUUGUAGUCCUUAAAAGACUUUUUUUUAAAUAAAGUCCAUCAUUACACUUAGGUUAUGUAGUUCUUCUUUUUUUAAUUUUUUAUUUGUAAAUUUCUUGUCAAUAUCUAGUAGUACUGUAUAUUGUGCAUUGAGUUGUGUCUACUGUGUAAGCAUUAAAUCCUAUGAUCCCCAAACUGUAAGCAUCUACAUAGAAUUCUGAUGUAACGAACUACAUUAACAGUCCAAUAACCAGUUGUUUUGCAUGUUGCUUAUUUCCAUACAAAAUAUACCAUUUAUUAUAUACUGUGUAUAGUUGAAAGAAUGUGUAGUCUUACCAGAACUACAUUAUGAUCUUUGAUCAUAAUUUCUUCCUUCAUAAUGACAAAGUAGUGUUCACUAACAACAAUAUUCCAGUAAGUGGUUAAGUCCUUGUGACAGACUUAAUGGAAAGAAAGGGAAUGCAUUCUGAAGACUGCAGAUUUUCAUUUUGAAUUUGAAGUGGUAAUUUUUUUAAUUCAUCUGCCAGUGCUAACCCAUAGCCUCAAAUAUGUAAUUCCUAAGUAGAGAUAUUAAAAUUUUACUUGUAAUUAU